Messenger RNA from Oryzias latipes (Japanese medaka), 1436 nucleotides. Lineage: Eukaryota; Metazoa; Chordata; Actinopteri; Beloniformes; Adrianichthyidae. The record is from RefSeq and is a predicted model, not a curated record.
GUUGACCAGGAGGGGGAGGGCACAGCAAACAGCAGAGUAUUGUGCCCGGACACCAGGCACUGGAAGACACAUUCAAGCACAUUCACACACUGACACUGCCGUGCACGCGAGCGCACGCUUCUGCCCACUGCCGCACAGACUCGCGCUGGCAUCUCAGAAAGCGGCGGCGCAGAGGACGAGCGCUUCUUUCUGCCCUUCACCCCUAGCCUCUGAGACAGAGCGCCUCAGCUCUGCAGGCUGCCUGUUGACUGAACUGAACUCUCAGGGCUAAUUCAGGCGUCCACAGCUGGAAGGACCAGAAAACCAACCUGUGGAACAUCCCCAAAGGGAGCGUGACAGCACAGCGUCCUGCAUCAGAGUGUCCUCGUCUGAACUAAGCUGAACUGAUCACCAUCAUCCCCAAAAACUGUGGGAGCCGAAGUGGACCCCAACUGUUCUGGCAACACAGACUUGUUUUUGCGGGACAAUAAAUCAACCUGAGAUUAAGUUAGGCACUAAAGCGAUCUUUUCAUCAUGGCAACCACUGGCAUGCAGUUGCUGGGCCUCAUCAUGUCCAUUGUGGGCUGGGUGAGCGGGGCAAUAGUCUGUGCCAUCCCUCUGUGGCGCGUCUCUGCCUUCAUUGGCAACAACAUUGUGACGGCUCAGAUAAUCUGGGAAGGUCUGUGGAUGAAUUGCAUAGUGCAGAGCACAGGUCAGAUCCAGUGUAAGGUAUAUGAUAGCUUGCUGGCUCUGCCCAGUGACAUGCAGGCAGCUCGUGGCCUCACUGUGUUCUCUGUCCUGCUCUGUGGUCUUGCCCUGGCUCUGGCGGUCCUUGGAGUCAAGUGCACUAAAUGCAUAGGUGUAAACAGCCUUAAAGCCCGCAUUGCACGCAUCUCUGGUAUUUUUUUUGCCGUCGCCGGUUUCCUGUACCUCGUACCCAUCUGCUGGACUGCCCACUCCAUCAUCAGGGAUUUCUACGACCCGCACGUGGCGGCCCCACACAAGCGUGAGCUCGGCCCAGCUCUCUAUAUCGGCUGGGGGGCCUCAGCGCUGCUCCUCAUCGGGGGAUCCCUGCUGUACGCAGGUUCCAGCCCGCCUGGCAUCCCAGACUCCCCCACCUUCAGCAGUGGAGAAAGCAGUCCCCGCCGGGCCCCUGCAACACAAGUCAAGGGUUACGUCUGAAUGCCCCCAAGCUCCACAAAUCCACUCUAAACAACGACAAACCCGUCUCUACUCUUUUUGAAUUUGAUCCCUGUUGUUCUUCACAUGUAGUGCUACUCCAGAUUUUCUUUGAAAGGCUGAAUAUGGUCAUUUUAAUUUAUUGUAUUAUUUGAUAGCUGAUAUCUUUUAAUAACAACCAUUUUUUCUCUCUGAAAAAUAUAAAAAAAGCAUUUCCUCUGCUGAGGAAAGCGCCCCGUGUUCACAUUUUUACAAAUAUAAAAGUUGACAAAAAAGUA